This is a messenger RNA of Podospora bellae-mahoneyi, 1184 nucleotides long. RefSeq names its product Protein transport protein yif1 (gene hrf1). Gene Ontology annotation, cellular component: COPII-coated ER to Golgi transport vesicle; endoplasmic reticulum-Golgi intermediate compartment; endoplasmic reticulum membrane. The transcript is spliced from 3 exons. The coding region runs from base 192 to 1184 and encodes 330 amino acids. The record is from RefSeq and is a predicted model, not a curated record. Gene Ontology annotation, biological process: endoplasmic reticulum to Golgi vesicle-mediated transport. Lineage: Eukaryota; Fungi; Ascomycota; Sordariomycetes; Sordariales; Podosporaceae.
AAAUUGUUUAAAACACAUGUCCAAAAACAGACCGACUCGCGGCCUCCGAAGCCAACCGACGACGACUAUCCACGCAGUGACACCACACCGAGCACAUCCCAUUUCAGGCGCUGAAUUCAUAAUAUUCUCGACUUGAAGACAUCGAUAAUUAACCGCUCUAUAUCUAAGCUCCUUUCGUUACAACCGCCAGAAUGCAGCGACCGACGUAUGGGCAAUCGCCUCCGCUACACCACCCAGUCCCGCAACACGUCUCGACCGUCCCCCAACUUCGAUCACCUCCUCCGCUAACAUCGCAGCCCCAAGGCCACGGGUACGAUGGGAGUCCUUAUCCGCAGCAGCAGCAACAAGCGCCGCCGGGCGGUAACAUGUUUGCGCAAUAUGGCAACUUCAUGAAUGACCCAACUGCGCAAAUAGCUACGCAGUUUGGCCAGACAGCAUUCCGGCAGGGCCAGGACUAUCUAGAGAAAAAUGUCAAUCGCUUGGUCAACGUCUCGGCACUGAAGCACUAUUUCAACGUGACGAACUCGUACGUUAUCAACAAGCUCUUUUUGGUCCUCUUUCCAUGGCGACACAAGCCAUGGACGCGUCGCCAGGCAUCCGAGGUUGGCACUGGCGGCGGCCAGGAAGCAUGGUUCUACCUCCCCCCUCGAGACGACAUCAACAGUCCCGAUAUGUACAUCCCGGUCAUGUCAAUCGUCACAUACGUCUUUCUACGAACUCUUUUUGCCGGCUUCCGAGGCGAGUUCGAACCCCAGCUGUUCGGCAGCGUCGCUACGAUCGCGAUCGUGAUGAUGAUUCUGGAAAUUUUGGCCCUUAGAAUAGGGUGCUAUCUCCUGAAUAUCUCCAACCAGUCGCAGCUGCUGGAUCUUAUGGCCUACAGCGGCUACAAGUUCGUGGGAGUUAUUGUGACGAUUGCGGUGUCAGAGAUCUUCAAUGGGGGCAAGGGUACCGGCGGCUGGGUGGGCUGGACUUUGUUUGUCUACACAUGCUUGGCUAACUCGUUGUUCCUGAUGCGCUCUCUCAAGUACGUCCUUCUGCCAGAAAACAACAACACCAACCAAGGCCCCAUGCAGACUAUGCACCCCCUCGACUCGCGGGCGAAGAGAAGCCAGCGAACCCAGUUUUUGUUUGCGUAUUCGUAUCCUGUGCAGGCUCUCCUCAUGUGGAUUCUCUGCAGGCCAUAA